Molecule: messenger RNA, 330 nt
Organism: Trichobilharzia szidati
Lineage: Eukaryota; Metazoa; Platyhelminthes; Trematoda; Strigeidida; Schistosomatidae
Source: the annotation of a GenBank genome assembly
AUGAGGAUACGAGACGUCGACGAGGUUACGGCUACAACACAAAUCAGAUCUAUGGUGGAGGAAAUUCACCAUACGGCUAUCCACAACAACCAGUUUAUAAUUAUGGUGCAAGAAGACACAGUGGGAGUUCUGACUCGGACCAUUCGGAUCACCGAAGAGGAUCUUCACGGUACCGAAACCAAGGAGGGUAUGGCGCAAAUUAUCGACGUUACUCAGGUGAUCGUCAUUCAAGUUCUGAUGAAGGGAAACGAAGCAGAAGAUUGUACUAAGGGACACUUAUUGCCAACAACCAUUACCGGGUUUUCUAUAAUGAAUGAUAACCCAAAGUGA